This is a messenger RNA of Pteronotus mesoamericanus, 2768 nucleotides long. It is a transcript of the gene FEM1A, whose product is annotated as fem-1 homolog A. Gene Ontology annotation, molecular function: protein binding. The record is from RefSeq and is a predicted model, not a curated record. The transcript has a single exon. NCBI's taxonomy places the organism in Eukaryota, Metazoa, Chordata, Mammalia, Chiroptera, Mormoopidae. Bases 173 to 2164 code for a protein of 663 amino acids.
GCGCUUCCAUUAGCGAACGCCAUCAGGCAGCCGCAACCAUUUUGUUUCGCCCAAGAAGCCCUUAAGAUGGCGGCGGGGGAGACGGUGAAGGUUGUACCCUGCCUCUCCGGGCUCUAGCCCGCCUUUCCCCGCUCCCCGGAGGCCAGCCAAUGGCCUGGCAGAGGCUCGAACCAUGGACCUCCGCACCGCCGUGUACAACGCCGCCCGCGACGGCAAGCUUCAGCUGCUUCAAAAGCUGCUCAGCGGUCGGAGCCAGGAGGAGCUGGAUGAGCUGACGGGCGAAGUGGCCGGUGAGGGGACGCCGCUGCUCAUUGCAGCCCGCUACGGCCAUCUGGACGUGGUCGAGUAUCUAGUGGACCGGUGCGGCGCGAGCGUGGAGGCGGGCGGCUCGGUGCAUUUCGAUGGCGAGACCAUCGAGGGCGCGCCGCCUCUGUGGGCCGCCUCGGCCGCUGGACACCUGGACGUGGUACAGAGCCUGCUGCGCCGCGGGGCCUCGGUGAACCGCACCACGCGUACCAACUCCACGCCCCUGCGCGCCGCUUGCUUCGAUGGGCAUCUGGAAGUGGUACGCUACCUGGUGGGUGAGCACCAAGCCGACCUGGAAGUGGCCAACCGGCAUGGGCACACGUGCCUCAUGAUCUCCUGCUACAAGGGGCACCGUGAGAUCGCCCGCUACCUGCUGGAGCAGGGCGCCCAGGUGAACCGUCGCAGCGCCAAGGGUAAUACGGCCCUGCACGACUGCGCGGAGUCCGGCAGCCUGGAGAUCCUGCAGCUGCUGCUCGGAUGCAAUGCCCGCAUGGAACGCGAUGGCUACGGCAUGACCCCGUUGCUGGCGGCCAGCGUGACCGGCCACACCAACAUCGUGGAGUACCUUAUCCAGGAGCAGCCUGCUGGGAAGGAAGUGCAGCCAGGGCUGGCCCCAAAAGGUCCCUCCACCAGUCCGGGAUGCGUGAUGUCCCAGGGGGCCAGCUGUUGCAGUUCCUCCCCAGAGGAACCCCUUAGUGAAUCUUAUGAGAGCUGCUGCCCUACCAGCCGGGAAGCUGCAGUGGAAGCCUUGGAGUUGCUGGGAGCCACGUAUGUGGAUAAGAAGCGUGAUCUGCUUGGGGCCCUGAAACACUGGAGACGGGCUAUGGAGUUGCGUCACCAGGGGGGCGCAUAUCUGCCCAAACCAGAGCCCCCGCAGCUGGUCUUGGCCUAUGACUAUUCCAGGGAGGUAAACACUGCCGAGGAAUUGGAAGCCCUUAUAACCGACCCCGAUGAGAUGCGCAUGCAGGCCCUGUUGAUCCGAGAGCGCAUCCUUGGUCCCUCUCACCCAGACACUUCCUAUUACAUCCGUUACAGGGGCGCGGUAUACGCUGACUCAGGCAAUUUUGAGCGCUGUAUCCGCUUGUGGAAAUAUGCCUUAGACAUGCAACAGAACAACCUGGAGCCUCUGAGCCCCAUGACGGCCAGCAGCUUCCUCUCCUUUGCUGAACUCUUCUCUUACGUGCUUCAGGACCGCACGGCCAAGGGCAGCCUGGGCACACAAAUCGGCUUUGCAGACCUAAUGGGGGUGCUCUGUAAAGGGGUCCGGGAAGUGGAACGGGCCCUGCAAUUGCCCAAGGAGCCUGGGGACUCAGUCCAGUUCACCAAGACCCUGGCCAUCAUCCUCCACCUGCUCUAUUUGUUGGAGAAAGUGGAGUGUACUCCAGACCAGGAACAUCUGAAGCACCAGACCGUCUACCGGCUGCUGAAGUGUGCCCCCCGGGGCAAGAAUGGCUUCACCCCUUUGCACAUGGCCGUGGACAAGGACACCACGAACGUAGGCCGAUACCCAGUGGGCAGAUUCCCCUCCCUCCAGGUGGUCAAGGUACUGCUUGACUGUGGGGCUGACCCAGACAGUCGGGACUUUGACAACAACACCCCGUUGCACAUAGCGGCCCACAACAAUUGCCCGGCUAUCAUGAAUGCCCUGAUAGAAGCGGGGGCCCACAUGGACGCCACCAAUGCCUUCAAGAAAACGGCCUAUGAGCUGCUGGAUGAGAAGCUGCUGGCUAAGAGCACCAUUCAGCCCUUCAACUACAUAACCCUGCAGUGCCUUGCAGCCCGUGCUCUGGACAAGAAUAAGAUUCCCUACAAGGGCUUCAUCCCUGAAGAGCUGGAGGCGUUCAUCGAGCUGCACUGACAGGGCUCUGAGAGGGGAGAACCCAGAGAGGUGUAGCCCACGCCAGUCCUCGCCCUCUCUUGGUGAGCACUUUAGGUGUCAUGAAAUGAGUGAAGUGCUCUCCCACCUCCACAACCCUUCACCUCUGCAGAGAGUGGGGAUAGGAGUCAGCUCUUGGUGCUAGAAGCCUUCAGGAUCAUGUGCUCAGAGAACUGUCUUUCUCAGGAGCACACACCCAUCCUUAAUUGGGAGGGAAUGCACGAUCUUCCAACAUCCUAUCUGCCUGGGUCUCAGAAGAUUUUGCCUUCUUACUGAGAGGCAGAGGGAUUGAAGCCAUUGCCUUUCUCCCCUGCUAGAAACAGGAAGAAACUGAGGAUUGGGUCUUUCCUUCUUUGCCCCUUAAUGUGGCGGGAUAAACCUAGCCAUGAAAUGCAGUGUUAGGAUUAGGGGCUCCCAAGGUGGAAAGUUAGAAACUCAAGAAGCAAGACCACCUCUCACUUCUUCCAGCACAGUUGCACCCUGCUCCCUCCCCAUGUUGCCAUAGCUGGUGUGCCAGGGCAGCCUGCCACUUGCAUAGCUUUGGCUGGUUUGGUGUUCUGUUUAUUUAGUAGGUGGGCAGGCUACA